UGAAAGAGAGAGGGAGGGAGCGAGCGUGCGCACGGUGUGUGUGUGCACAGUCUCAGGAUCGCUGCCUUCCCCGUGGAGCGCUGUAUAGUUAAGUUGGACGGAGCACCGCCGCGCGCUGUCUUCUCCGCGCGGGUUUUUGUAUGUAUUUGGGAACAGAGGUGGGCUUUUCUGGCGGGACAAACUGGGAGUGCUUCGCUAUGACACGCUCGUGCACCAAGGCGUGAUUCCUGAUUAAUGAACAUUGUGCAAGUGGAGACUGGGGACUCGGCUCGUGCGACCGUGCGGGCUUGUCUGUCGCGAGCGCAAUGCUGGGCAUCCCGUUCGUCCUGUGCACCCUGGUCCUCGUGGCCCUCGGCGCCGACGCGACGUCGCGGAGCUGCGGCGACGUGCGUCACGCGUACGCGGCCAAGGGCUUCGCUCUCGCCGGCGCCCCCCAGCACGAGAUCGCAGGUGAACACCUGCGGGUGUGUUCUCAGGGCUACACCUGCUGCACCUUGGAAAUGGAGGAGAGACUAAGUGAUCAGAGCAAGAUGGACCUCCAGAGCCUACUGGAGGAGACCAGCUCCACCCUGCGCUCUACCUUCACCUCCCGGCACAAGAAGUUUGAUGAAUUCUUCCUGGAGUUGCUGGACAACUCGGAAAAGUCCCUGAACGACAUGUUUGUGCGCACCUACGGCAAGCUGUACACGCACAACUCUGAGAUCUUCGAGGACCUUUUUUCUGAGCUGAAGCGCUACUACACGGGCGGCAACGUGAACCUGGAGGAGAUGCUGAACGACUUCUGGUCGCGUCUUCUGGAGAGGGUGUUCCAGCUGCUCAACUCCCAGUACACCUUCGGCGACGACUACCUGGAGUGCAUCAGCAAGUACGCCGACCAGCUGAAGCCCUUUGGAGACGCACCACACAAGCUGAAGGCCCAGGUGACGCGCGCUUUUGUCGCUGCGCGUACCUUCGUCCAGGGUCUCAUGGUGGGCCGCGAGGUGGCCAAUCGGGUGUCCAAGGUGAACAUCUCCCCGGCCUGCAGCAAAGCCCUGACCAGGCUGAUGUACUGCCCGUACUGCGCAGGACUCCCGGAACUGCGGCCGUGUGGGAACUACUGCAGGAACGUCCUGAAGGGCUGCCUGGCCAACCAGGCCGACCUGGACCCUGAGUGGAACCUCUUCAUCGAUGCUAUGUUGCUGGUGGCAGACAGGCUGGAGGGGCCGUUCAACAUCGAGGCCGUGAUGGAGCCGCUGGACGUGAAGAUCUCAGAGGCUAUCAUGACCCUGCAGGACAACAGCAUGCAGGUGUCGGCCAAGGUGUUCCAGGGCUGCGGUCAACCCAAACCCGCCGUAAUGGGCCGGAGCGUCCGGGGUGUCUCAGAUGUCUUCAAUGCCCGCUUCCGACCCUACAGUCCGGAGGAGAGGCCCACCACGGCAGCUGGCACCAGCUUGGACCGACUGAGGACUGUUUGGAGAACGAUGCAACACAGUGUUAUUGAUAUUAAGGAGAAACUGAAGAAGGCCAAGCGGUUCUGGUCUGCACUGCCAGAGGACAUGUGCACCCAGGAGAGAGUGAGCACACCCCCGGAGAGUGAGCAGUGCUGGAACAGUCACACCAAAGGAAGGUACUUCCCGGAGGUGGUGAAGGACGGCCUGACCAGCCAGCUGAGCAACCCAGAGGUGGAGGUGGACAUCACGAGACCCGACACCUUCAUCAGGCAACAGAUCAUGGCCCUCAGGGUGAUGACCAACAAGCUUCGCAGCGCCUACAAUGGCAACGAUAUCCUGUUCCCAGACUCCAGUGACGAGGGCAGCGGCUCGGGCAGCGGCAGUGGCUGCACAGAGGGUUGCACCACCGCCCAACUACAUUUCCCACAAAGCACCGAGGCGCCAAUUGCGGGGGCGGACCGGAGCGACCCUCGACCAGCCGAGGGCGGGGCGGCAGGGACAGGCUCCGCCUCCUCGUCACUGUCGCUGGCCGCCGCGCUGGCUGUCGCCGCCCUGCUGCUUCGCUGGAGAUAAUGGCUGCCCUGUGGGGGGGAGAGGGUGUGGCCAGACACAGACUCCUUGGGACACAUCUCCUAACACAUGAUUAGCCCCUCCCCCUACAUGAGUAGGUGGGGCUUUGAACGGAAACCCCCGGGGAUUAAAAACCUGUUGGACAGAAUGUGAGGUCAAACCUGGAGAGAGAAAGAGAGAGAGAGAGAGAGAGAGAGAGCUGAAGAGAGAGAGGGAGGGAGAUGGACAGAGAGAGAGAGAGAGAGAGAGAAACACCUCUGCAUCCUGCUUGUUCCAAAGAUUCGCUCGGUGCAGUUAUGAAGCAGCUUCACCCUCCACCCACUCAACCUACUACACCUACUACACCUCUCCACCCACUCUACCUACUACACCUACUACACCUCUCCACCCACUACACCUACUACAUCU
Molecule: messenger RNA, 2408 nt
Organism: Electrophorus electricus (electric eel)
Lineage: Eukaryota; Metazoa; Chordata; Actinopteri; Gymnotiformes; Gymnotidae
Gene: gpc6a
Product: glypican 6a
Biological process (GO): regulation of signal transduction; cell migration; regulation of protein localization to membrane
Cellular component (GO): synapse; plasma membrane; cell surface
Source: RefSeq, a predicted model, not a curated record